UGCUGUCGCCCCGCACCCCGUCCCUCAAACUCCCAGUCGCGGCGCUGCUCCUCCCGCUCAUAUUCCCGCGCACCCUCUGGACAAAGGGGAGGAGACGAGAGCGAGGCGGAUCAGGACUCGCGAUCACAAACCCGCCCUCCCCAACCAGCGGGAAGGGAUGAGUGAGGCGGUUGGUCCAGCGCGUGGUGAGACGCGGGGGCCAACAUGUCAAACAUAAUCCAAGAAACUUCUACAGCUGGAACUUCUUGUUCUGAAGAUGCUGAUACUAAGCUAUCCUUCCUACCUGAAAAACUAAGGGAAAGAUUGCUUCCUUUUCAGAAGAAAGGCAUUUUGUUUGCACUUCAGAGAAGCGGCAGGUGUAUGAUAGCUGAUGAGAUGGGACUGGGGAAGACAAUCCAAGCAAUUGCCAUUUCCUACUACUAUAAAAAGGAAUGGCCUCUCUUAAUAGUAGUCCCUUCAUCUCUGAAGUACCCUUGGAUUGAUGAGAUGGAAAAAUGGAUUCCAGAACUCUGUCCAGAUGAUAUCAGCAUCAUUCAGAACAAAACUGACAUUGGGAGAAUAUCGACCAGCAAAGUGACAGUUUUGGGUUAUGGCCUACUAGCUACAGAUGCACAGACUUUAGUAGACACUUUGUACAAACAAAACUUUAAGAUAGUUUUGGUUGAUGAGUCUCACUGUAUGAAAUCCAGGAAUGCAACCCGCAGCAAGAUUUUAUUGCCAAUUGUGCAGAAUGCUGCACGAGCAAUUCUUCUUACUGGAACUCCUGCUCUAGGAAGACCUGAAGAGCUUUUCAUGCAGAUUGAGGCACUUUUUCCAAGAAGAUUUGGAACCUGGAAUGAAUAUGCAAAAAAAUACUGCAAUGCUCGUGUCAGGUUUUUUGGUAAAAGAACUCUAUGGGACUGCAGAGGGGCUUCAAACUUAGGUGAAUUACAUCAGUUGUUAAGUAACAUAAUGAUCAGACGCUUGAAGAAUGAAGUUCUAACCCAGUUGCCUCCCAAAAUUAGACAACGCAUUCCAUUUGAUCUCCCAAAAGCUGCGGCUAAGGAACUGAAUACCAGCUUUGAAGAGUGGGAGAAAUUAAUGAGGGCUCCAAAUUCAGAUGUCGCUGAAAGCCACUUUGUUCAAGUCAUGGGUCUGAUUACACGCAUGUAUAAACAAACUGCCAUUGCCAAGGCAGGAGCAGUAAAGGACUAUAUCAAAAUGAUGCUUGAGAAUGACAAACUUAAAUUUCUGGUUUUUGCUCACCACUUAAGCAUGCUCCAAGCUUGUACAGAGGCAGCCAUAGAAAACAAGGCACGUUACAUUCGGAUAGAUGGAAGUGUUCCUUCAGUAGAAAGAAUCCAUCUUGUCCAUCAGUUUCAGAAGGAUCCUGAUACUCGUGUGGCCAUCCUGAGCAUUCAGGCUGCUGGUCAGGGUUUAACUUUUACUGCUGCCACUCACGUUGUGUUUGCUGAGUUAUACUGGGACCCUGGACACAUGAAGCAAGCAGAAGACAGAGCACAUCGAAUUGGACAAUGCAGUUCUGUAAAUAUCCACUACCUUAUUGCAAAAGGAACUUUAGAUCCUCUUAUGUGGGCAAUGUUGAAUCGCAAGGCCAAAGUUACAGGCAGCACGUUGAAUGGGAAGAAGGAGAAAUUGCAGGCUGAAGAAGGUGAUAAGGAGAAGUGGGAUUUCUUGAGUUUUGCUGAAGCCUGGACCCCGAACGAAAGUCUUGAAGAGGUCAAGAAUGAAGUUUUAUUCACUCAUUUUGAAAAAGAAAAACAACAUGACAUUCGUGCCUUCUUUUCACCAAAACCAUCUGCUGAGAAAAAACGCAAAAUUGAUUCUUGGGAUAAAUCACUGAACUUUACUGCAGGAGAUUCUAAAGUCACACCGGGAAAGGACAUAGAGGAGGGCAGCAGGCAUUUGGACGCCAGAGAAAUAAUUGAUGUGGAUGCAAUUUGUUAUGAAAAUGGCUGUGAGCCUGAAGCUAAAAGACCAAGAGCUAUAAGUACACCCACCCAAAGCAGCUCCAGUGAGAAAAAAAGAAAAAUUUUGCCUGGAAAAACAAACACUUUGUGUAUCAAAGAAACUGAUCAUGGUCUUUCUGGUGGCUCUCUGUCUAAUUCAAGGAAAAAAUCACCUUUAGCCAAAGUCUGGUGUUGUAGUCUUUGCACUUACACUAAUAAUUCGUUAUUACCUUAUUGUGAAAUCUGUGAAUGUCCUCGUGGUAGUGAUGAUAAACAGAAUACAAAUCAAAUGAAUGAUCCUCCCUCUACUCUGAGUGAAGGAGAAAAUGCAUCACAGGACUCUAGAAAAAUCAAAGGUAUAGCAAUAUGCAAUGCAGACAAUGAGAGAAAGGAUUUAGUACAAACAGCGACUGAAUCAUCUGAUGAGAUUGGGGGAGAAGUCGCUAAUGCUGUUGAAAAUGGAUCUGAAGAAUGUGAGCAAAAGCAUCAAGAAGGAUGUGUUGAUAAUUCAGAUACUUUUCCAGUGUAUGAUGUGCUGAACUUCUGUGCAAGUAGGAAUACUGAUAGAAUUCACCUCUAUACAAAGGAUGGAAAAUCACUGAACUGUAAUUUUAUUCCAUUGGAUAUAAAAUUGGAUAAUUGGGAGGAUUUACCAGAGAGUUUUCAGCAAAAACAAAAUCGUUCAUUGAUUCUGAGGUUUGUGAGAGAAUGGAGUAGUCUAACAGCCAUGAAGCAAAAAAUUAUCAGAAAAAGCGGCCACACUUUUUGUAGCCCUAUUCUUGCUGCAGAAGAGAUUUCUAAACAGCAGGCCAGGCUGAGCAGCACCAAAAGAUAUGUGACAAAAGAGGAUGUUGCUGUAGCCUCACUCAGCAAAGCUAACAGCAGUGGGGGCAGCGUAUGCUUGGUCACAAAGAAAGCUGCAUUUUACUUGAAAAACGAAGGUACUUCUGCUGGAAAAACAGAUGGCCAUUCCACAAAGUUACUUUUAAAAGACGGGAAAGAUUCCCCUGUUCUUAAUGCAGAUUCAGUUCAGGCUGAAGUUGUUGAAGAUCCUGCCAUAUACAAAGGAUAUUUACAGGCUGUAGAUGAUAAAGGAAAUCCACUUUGUCUUAGCUGCCAACAACCAACAGUUCAUCUCGACCAACAUUGCAAAUCUAUUGCUUGGGAAACACGAUUUUGUUCUCUUAAAUGCCAGGAAGACUUCUUAAUUCGCUCUAGUCAGAGUUACCUGAGGAGUAAAGUAUUUGAAGUCGAACAUGGUGUUUGUCAGCUUUGCAAUCUCAAUGCCCAGGAACUCUACCUUAGCAUCAAAAAUGCACCUAGGAAUCAACGUAAGAAUCUUCUGGAGAGUUCUUGGAUGUCUCAGCUUCCAUUAGGACAGUUAAAUGAAAUUAUAACAAACCCAGCAGAAGGCCAGUUCUGGCAGGUGGAUCAUAUCAAACCAGUUUAUAGCGGAGGAGGACAGUGCUCUCUGGAAAAUCUUCAGACUCUAUGUACAGUUUGUCAUAAGGAGAGAACUGCUAAACAAGCCAAGGAAAGAAGCCAGAUGAAAAGACAUUCUUUAGCUUCAAAAUAUGGAUCUGAUAUCACAAAAUUUUUUGUAAAGAUUACAUUAGAUGGUCAAUGUUUCAAAAUAUGACUGAAUCCAACUGAACCUGAAGCUGAAUUGAACACACAUGUGACGGAGAACACUGUAUUUCCUAUAGGAGCUUGUUUUGUAUUAGAUAAAAUAAAAUUUGCGUUCUCAGUACCUCCAGAACAUAUUCUCAUUUGCAUAGCUCAUGCUGACAGCUAUGUAUCUCUUUCUCUCACUGUGAUCACAGUCUUGUUACUUGAAUUUGGAAGGGUAACAUCCAAAGUUAGCUCACUAUGGCAGCGGGGUAUUUCACAUACUGGUUAAUCACCUCUUCUUAGUUGUUUUCUCUUUAAGCAAGUAAAAUUAGCUGGUAAAGUAUCCUUGAUGCCUCUCAGAAAACUUUUUAAAAAUUACUUUUAGAAUAUAAAAAAAAUUGUUUCUGUGGGUUUUUUAUUAACUUCAGGGGUUGUCACAACAAAUUUUUUGGUGGCUACCAACUCUUGCUGGUGGCCGCUCUGAUGAUUUUUUCCUAAAAUACUUACUUAAAUGUAGAAAAAAACAAAUUCAUAUGCACAUACACAUGUCCAAAUCAUUGUAAUUUAUUUAUGUAGGAUUUUUUGAAGACUAAUUAAUAAAAAUAAUGUACAGUUGUCUAUAUUCUUUACUGAACCUAAACACAAGAGAAACAAUGUCUGUACAAUUCUGAACUAAAUUUAGAAAUCCUUUUUCAUAAUAAAAGUCCAAAUAAUAAUUAAAAACAUAUCUCCAAAUAUGUCCAAAAUUUCUCUUACAUAAGUGUAGGCAAAAAAAUCAAUCCAAUUCAGUAAUAAUAAUGAUGAUAGUGACAACAAACAGAAUCCUCUUACAUUGUACUUUAGUAAAGUUCUGGGUUGUAUCUGACUAUGUGCAAAAGUUCAGGAGCUCUUUGAAUGGAAAGUCUGAAGAAUCCCAGGUCUUCUGUGAAACUAGAAGGGAAGUUUCCAGGUUAGCAUCAGUGAGCAGUUUCAGUAUGUGUUCUUUCAGAAAAUGCAGUUCACCAAAUGCCCUCUCACACAGCACAAUAGUAGAAAACAAGGACAAGAAAAGAAAAGCAACUCUGCUUGUAGGUGUCCUCAAACAGGUAUACAUUACUCCAGACCUCCAGUACUGUAACACUGGACUGACUGAAAUAUGUUUGCAUUCUUGCAUCAUUGUGCAUUUGCAGCAUGAGGUACUUGAGAGUGUCGAAGGAAGUUGAUCUGUCUUGCUAGGCAGUUAUUUUGUUUGCAGCCAAAAAAGGUGAACCAGAAUUGCUGAGUGGGUCGGUCACAAAGGUGUACUGAUGGAAAAAGUUUUCCUGAAACAAUUUUCAAGAGCCUCCAAGAGGAUACUCAGGUAUUCAGUUACAGCUAAGCUGACCUUUCACUGCACAUUCUCAUCUUGACAGCUGAGAAACUGACUAAGCUGAUAAAAAACUGUAGAGUCCUGUUCCUCCUGUAGGUGCUGGAUGAUGUCAGUGAUAGUCAUUCUGAAUGUAUUAAUUACUUCAGUUCUGUCAAAUAUCAUUAGGUGAGGUUUCUGAAACUCCAGUUCAAGGAAGCAAGCUUUGGUAAAAACUCUUUCAAAAAUAGCAAAAAAAUCAUGUACUUCUGGAUUUUGUAGCUUUUGGGAUAGUUCUGGUAAAACUGUGUUCAAAGCCUCAACAAGCUCUUCCCGCAGCUCAAACAGCCUCUGUCAUUAAAACUAAGCCAGCAGACCAGGUUGUAAUUCAGAAGCACGUUAUGUGUCUCUCAGCCCAUUUUGCACCGAGUUGCAAAUCUCCCCUUAUUGACACCGCAGGCAUGGAUGUACUUUUUCACUACAGAUUCAAUCUCAUCCAUACUUUUCAUUGCAGCCUUGCUGGCAAGUACUUCUUGGUGGGCUAAACCGUGAAACAAAACGUUUCUGAGUUCAGCUCCCCUAUUUUUGCGCCUUGCAGAGCCGCUGCCCCAUCAGCUGUCAAGCCGCACAGACUGUCAAAGUUAACACGGCACUAUUCCAUUCUUGCCUGAACACAUUCAAAAAUGGGUUUGCCAGUUGGCCAAUCACUGAGGCUCACCUGAUAUAAAACACCUUCAGACAAACAAUGGCAAUCACAGUCAAAAAUGCGAACGCAUACAAUUACCUUGGGAUUCCUUGUGACAAGGCUAUCAUAGGAGCAAAAACAUGAGAACUGUGACUUUUUUUUAGCUAUUUCUUUUUCUAGAAAAUUCAGCAGAUCGCUUGUGCUCCUCCGUCACAUGUUGUUGCUCAGUAGUAUAUCUCUGACGCGUAUUUUCUGGUUGUACGGCCAGAACACUUUUCUUCGAGUUCUCUGUCGCUGAAUGGUUUUCUUGCUUUCCCUAAAAGUAGUGCAACUUUAAAAGUAGCCACCCUUAUCUAAUCCACUUUAUUAAAAAAAAUCUCUGAGCCCUCA
Caretta caretta (loggerhead turtle) is the source of this 5959-nucleotide messenger RNA. Lineage: Eukaryota; Metazoa; Chordata; Testudines; Cheloniidae. The record is from RefSeq and is a predicted model, not a curated record.